UCAACCAUAUACAGUUAGUACAGUACACAGCAAAACGAGACAACGUUCCUCCAGGACCAUGGUGCUACAUAAAAACAACAAAGGACCAACAUAGGACCACAUGAGACUACACAACGAAAUAAAAUACCUAUAUAAACUACCUAUAUAUACCUAUAUAAAGUGCACGUGCAAACAUGUGCAAAAAGUACAGGACAGUACAACAAAUUACUGACAAUGAACAGGACAAUAGACAGUGCAGCGCCGACCAGUACUCAGUAGUGCAAAAAGAUUACAGUUUCUAAAAAUGUAAACAUAACAUACUAUGAGAUAAUGUUCUAUGCACAUAGCAGUUUUUGAGGUAGCAGACAGCUAUAAAGUGACAGUAAUUAAAGUGCAACUCAGGACACGUGUGUGUGUGUGUCAAACCAGUCUCUGAGUACUGAGAAGUCUGAUGGCUUGGGGGAAGAAGCUGUUACACAGUCUGGCCGUGAGGGCCCGAAUGCUUCGGUACCUCUUGCCAGACGGGAGGAGGGUAAAGAGUUUGUGUGAGGGGUGUGUGGGGUCGUCCACAAUGCUGGUUGCUUUGCGGAUACAGUGUUUUUUGUAAAUGUCUUUGAUGGAGGGAAGAGAGACGCCAAUGAUCUUCUCAGCUGUCCUCACUAUCCUCUGCAGGGCUUUGUGGUCCGAAACGGUGCAAGUCCCAAACCAGGCAGUGAUGCAGCUGCUCAGGAUGCUCUCAAUAGUCCCUCUAUAGAAUGUAGUGAGGAUGGGGGUUGGGAGAUGUGCUUUCCUCAGCCUCGAAGAAAGUAGAGACGCUGCUGGGCUUUCUUGGUGAUAGAGCUGGUGUUGAGGGACCAGGUGAGGUUCUCCGCCAAGUGAACACCAAGAAAUUUGGUGCUCUUGACGAUCUCCACAGAGGAGCCGUCGAUGUUCAGCGGAGUGUGUUCACCUUGUGCUCUCCUAAAGUCAACAACCAUCUCUUUGUUAUAAAUAAAUGUAAAUAAAAUAUACAUUUUAACCUAAAAUGUUUGUUGGUUAUACAGUGUAUACUGUAUAUGGAAGUUAUUUGCCCACUAACCAUUUGCAUUUGAUGGUAUCAUUAUGAUUAUUUUGUUUUCUUUUUGUCCUCUUGUGACUCUCCGAUCAUCUGUCAGGUGUCAACAGUGGUCAAUGCAGUUUAGUUAUUGCACUUAGCUUGCUGAGCUUCAGCCACUCGAAUUUUCCUCUUUAUCUUCUCAAUGACUUCUCAUCAGCAUGAAAUUGCUACUUAUUCUAACUGACCCAUUGUCUCUUUGUUUGAAGAGGUAGCAAAAUAAAUGUGCACACUAUGCUAAAAGUGGAAAAGUGGUUCUGUCUCAGUCAGUAUGACAGAUUCGAUUACUAUGCCCACUCUGUCCAAGUGAGCUGCCUACCUAGGCAACACUUUUAGGCACCGUAGCUGUGCUCCCAAUUCAUUGGCUGUUCCAAACAGUAGGCAUCAGAAUUAGCUGCUUUAGAAGCAGCUGCCUAAAUGUAGAUAAUAUAAAGCGAGGUAGAUUACUAGUUUUUGGAACAGAGUUUAUUAUAUUUUAAAUAGGCAGCAUCAUCAUUUUUUUAAACAUGAGCAACACCAACCCUAUUCCAUGCUUGUUUUUGUUCUUGUAGCUGAUGUCUCACCAGUGUACUUUGAUGUACAUUAGUGAGGAGAUGAGAGGUGGUCCUACUGCUAGCUGGUGUUUUUCUUUAAUUGUUUAGCGGCAACGGCCGCACGGAUUUUCUUUAACAAAAUUCGGUCUACCCUGAAUUAAGUAGGAAAUGCAAUGCAGAUACAUUACGAAGUUUUCUCUUUAGUAAUGUAAUAUUGCAUUAUGUGGUUGCUUUUGUUUGUUAAAUCAUAAUAUUGCAAUAUGGUUCGUUUGAACAAUCUGCCAUUCAUGCACAGUUGACUUCCACGAACUGCAACCAUAAUAUCAACCAGUUAUCCUGCUACAGACACUGCCAGCCAUAUCACAGAUCAAAAUAAAAACAUAUUCCGUGCUUUAUUUAUAAUUGUAGCGCAGAAAACGAUCACAAACGGAAUUCGUUUAUUAUUAUUUUUCGAUUAAUUAAGUUUCAGCGACCAAAAUGCCCGUUUUAUUACAAUCUGCGGAAAUGCAGCGGACGUCAGCUUUCAAGUUAUCCUGUGUAGCAUUGGUGAUGUUUGUGGCCUGCCCAGUCUCUUCCAUGGACGUGCUGGUGCCACCACAGAUCAACGCUCUCAAUGGCACUGAGGUCAGAAUCCCCUGUGUGUUCACCUCAUGCUACAAACUAGAUCCCAGCAAGUUUGCCAUGAACUGGACCUAUCAGGAGACAAGCAAUAGCACACAUGAGAUGUUUAUGACCUAUAAGAACAGGAUAACACCCCUGAAGUCAAACCGAUUUGGAGACCGGGUUGUGUUUUCUGGGAAACUGGAGAAGAACGAUCUGUCCAUCACUCUCUUGGAUGUUCAGUCGACCGAUGAGGGCAUCUACAACUGCUAUGUGCGCAACCCUCCAGACCGCAUUCAGGGACAAGGCAUCAUCCAGUUGUUCGUCCUGACUGAAUUACCUCCACCAAGAGACUCGACCAUAGCUGUGGCCAUUGGGGCAUCUGUGGGGGGCAUUCUUGCUCUGCUGAUUCUGUCUAUGGUGGUGGUGAAGUGUAUUCGCAGACACAAGAACCAGGAGCUGAUCUCAGAUGAGCAGAAGAUGGAGGAAGAAGGCAAAGCAGAUGGAGAAGGAGGCACAGAAGAAGCGACAAAACAACUCUAACCUGAUUGCUUUGUCUUGGAGGACUAGUGGUUGGUGGAGCCCCUUCUUUCAAUGUCAGAAAUGUAUGAAUCUCCUGCCUGAAGAUAUGUACAAGUUGUUUGACGCUUCGUCCUGUAAAUGUCUCAUUCAACAUUCCUAAAGGCUCAAUUAUUUUGUGUAGCCAUCAAAAAUGUAAUUUUUGGAGGACCCCUGCCACAGUGCCAUGAUGUCCUGUCAUUGAUGACAAAUAACAAAGGGUUACUCAAUAUAUCAGGUUAAUGUGGUAAUUACAGUAGCAUACUGACCUUUUAUUGGGUCCACACCUUUUUUCUUACUCACUAAAUGUAUUUUUUCUCCAACUACUGCCAAUGGAUUAGCCAUCCAGUAUUUCUGCUGAAAAUUUUCUAAAGGAAUAAUUUUUAAGUGUUAUUAAAAUUGAAGAAGCACACAAAGUUCUCCUUACAACUGCCAAAGUGUUUUUAACCAACUGCUGUUUAUAAUUUUUGACAGAUUUUUGGAAAUCACUGCCCUUAACUUCCUCUCAAGUGUGUUUGUAUGUAUGUGUGUGUGCCUUUUCAUUGUGCCAGUUUGCUCCUAUUGCGACUUAAUAUUUAUGCUGUUAAGAUCAACUUGGUAAAAUGGAAAACGAUUUAGCAGUGAUACCUUGUGCCUACCAAAAUGGUAGGAACACAUUCAUCAUUGUUCAAAAUCUAUAAUUUGCGUAACACACCUCCAAAACAUGUACAAUCAUUGCAUACUAAUUUUCUUACAUAUGGCACACAUAAAGUGCAGAAAACAAUCCAUCAGUUUGCACAAACAUCAAAAAAAUCUUGCUUUCACACAAAAAUGUGGUCAUUUCAGGUGCAACACAGCAAGUACAGUAAUUGCUGGUGAAUAUUUGUAUUUGUUGAUAAAAACCCCAAAAACCUAAACAGAAAAUAAAUUGCUAGUAUUAUUAAUUGUGCUACAUAUGUAUGUUGUGGUAUUUUAUGUGGGAGAUAGUAAUUUAUUCUUUUCUUGAUCUUCUUGAACGUAUUAGUUGUGAACUUAAUUUUAUUUCAUUUAAAAUUGCACUUCAUAUUUAAUCUGAUAAUACAAUCUAAAAAUGUAUCUUAUAAUCCUUUCUGAAACAGGCAAAAAAUAACCCAAAACACUUAAAUAAUAGGCUUGUGCAAAUAACAGAUAAUGCAAAGAAUAAGCAAAUGUUUAAACAGGUAUAUGUUAAGUAUAUGUUAAACUGCUGAUUAAAAGAUAUUAAAAAUAUAGAAGAUAAUAAGCAUAUAAAAAAAAGAAAAAUAAAGCACAAGUUAUGGAAACUUGUAUGCACACUGUCAAACUCAGUCUAAAAAUGUUGAGAGAGUUAUCUCCAGAUCUUAAAAAUCUGCUGUUUUCAUUUUGAAUUUGAUAAUAAUCUGUUUGUGAACGAACAAAGAUUAUAAACUCAGAUUUGUUACAAACUAAAGUUUUCGUGUGUCAGGGGUUGUUGCAUUUUAAAUGUGUCCCAUAACAGUUCCCUAACUGUCACUCACUAGAUGUAGUGACACUAGGGGGUCGAACACCUCUGAUAUUUGAGAAAAGGCCAAUGACAAUUGGCGAGUGGAAUUUGCAUGCCACUUCUCCGGACAUUCAGGUAUAAAAGCUUGCAUCUACUCAUUCAGAUUUGUUCUUCGGAGCCGAUCAGUGUUAAAAGCUAAUCCACGGGUAUUCCAUUAACCUCUACGAGUGUUUAAAAGGCUGUUGGAUAUACAACAUAUUUGCAGUGGGUUCUCCCUUCUUGCACAGAUAAGUGCAGUGAGUGCCCCUGGGCUCUUCAGCGUGCUCAGUCGGUGAUGAAUUGCCUGAAGUCAUUCAGGGGAAGAACAGCGAUCCCACUGAAACAAUUUCAGAGGCUCCUGGGGCAUAUUGCAUCCUCAGCAGCAGUUACGCCACUAGGGUUGAUGCAUAUGAGACCGCUUCAGACUGGAGUCCUGAGAUGGGCAUGGUGGCGUCGUACGUAUCGCGUGGCUGUCACGCCGAUCUGUCGCCACACAUUCAGCCCUUGGAUGAACCUUGCAUUUCUAAGGGCAGGUUCCCCUAGAAAAAGUGUCCAGGCAUGUCGUUGUCACAACAGAUGUGUUCAAGUCAGGCUGGGGCACCGUUUGCAUCGGGGACGCAGCCUCGGGCUCCUGGACAGGAUCUCGACUGCGUUGGCAUAUGAACUGCCUCGAGUUGCUGCCGGUAUUGCUGGCUUUGCUGAGGUUUCGACCAUUGAUCAAGGGCAAGCACUUGUUAGUCCGGAUGGACAACAUUGCGACGGUAGCAUAUAUAAAUCGCCAUGGUGGUAUACGCUCCCGCCACGUGUCGCAACUCGCCUGUCAUCUCCUCCUUUGGAGAUAGCAGCAACUGAAGUCAUUGCGGGCCACUCACAUCCCAGGCAAACUCAAUUGCGCAGCGGACGUACCUUUUUGCUUCCCAGGAAUCCUCCCACUGACCACUAUGGUACUCCCUGACCAAGGAAUGAGCAAAUAUGCAUUUCCUCCAGUGAGCCUUCUUGCACAGACUCUUGUUGAGAAGUUUACGAUGGGGCUGUGUGCACUUGUUACUAGGCACGUGGUAGCCUGCCUGCAUCUGCACCACCGAUCAGUUAGUUGUGGCAUUUUUUAUAGGGACCACUUCGACACAACGUCAAGUGAGUGACAGAUAGGGAACAUCUUGGUUACUGUUGUAACCUCCGUUCCCUGAUGGAGGGAACAAGACGUUGUGUCCCUCCUGCCACAACACUGAAGUACCCACUGAAAUGGCCAGGACUCUGUCUCGGCUCCUCAACACAAACCUGAAUGAGUGGAUGUAAACUGUCUCCUUUUAUACCGGUAUGUCUGGGGGAGUGGCAUGCACAUUCCACUCACCAAAUCUCAUUGGCCUUUUCUGAAAUAUCAGAGGUGAUUGGGGCUCCCAAGUUCGACCCGCUAGUGUCACUACAUUGACACAAUGUCUCGUUCCCUCCAUCAGGGAAUGGAGGUUACACCAGUAACCAAGACGUUUUCUUGUGCUGGCAUUAAAACUCAUUGUCACUCUAUACAGUAAUGUUCUAUUUGUUAACAUUAGUAAAUGCAUUAGGUAACAUGAACUAACAAGGAACAUUGUUAAAUGUAAUUUACACUAACCAAGGGCUGGGUUUCCUGAUAACAUUGCAACUUUAGAUUUUACAAUCAUCUUAAUGAACGUCACUCAUUAUUUUGAUUGAGUAACACCUGUUUCCCAAACCAGCACGUAGAUUGCUUGUUAUAAAGAACUUAAUUGCUUCGUUAUGGGAGCUGUCUGGUAUAAAGGUGCUGAUCACUUUGGCACAUAUGUCCAGAGGUUGUCUUCUCAACAUGAAAAUAAUGUGGAAAUACUCACAAACAUGGAAGUUGUUUGUAACCUUGUCGAAGCGACGACAUUUAUGAACCAUUACAGAAUUGAAUUAUAGAAAUAAUGAGUUUCAAAUGUAUUGAUGCUCAAUAAUAGAGAUUAAUGAAAGUGAUUCAAUAAAUGUAACGUGAAUGUACGCAAUGUGAAUCAUAAGCGACUCUCAUGUAGCCUAAAGUUUUUUGGCUGGAAACUGAACAAAUGUACAAAGAACAGGAUUAAAAUGACUGGCAUCAGUGUUGACUUACUCAUAGACCUACAGUACAGUAUCUAAAUAUAAGGGCUGUCGAUUUAACACGUUAAUUCUGUGCGAUUAAUUUUAUAAAAAAUAAUGUGUUAAAAAAUAAACGCAAUUAAUCGCAAUGAAAUCCUUAUUACGGUCCGGGGGGACAGUAAUAAGGAAGAUUCCUAAGAAAUGCAAGCUUGUAGUACCACCUCUUCACUCCUGAGGGCAGUAAUUGAAAUUUCAGCUGUGUGGCAACGCGCAGUUUAUACAGUGAAGAAAAACCAUAACCUGCGUUCAAAACAUUUGAUAGAUCGCAAAUUUGAUCUAAGGGAUCUCAAGAUGUGUUCUAAGUAUUAAACUAUAUUUAACUUGACAUAGUGACCUAAAAAUUGUAUGUUGAUGACGCAACGCAACCAAGACGCUACACAAGCAUUUCUGACGCAGGUGUACAUUGACGGGUUCUUAAACAAGCCCUCAUAAUAAUUCUCGAACUGAUUGACAAAUUCACUUGUGAAAUGGAUUGCUGUGAACUGUAUUCCAGUGAUUGACUUAUGAUCAAUAAUAUGGUAGUAAACAAUACAUUGUGUUCUAAAGCUGUCUUAUCAAUGAUUAACUCUUC
Messenger RNA from Xyrauchen texanus (razorback sucker), 6959 nucleotides. Its product is annotated as sodium channel subunit beta-2-like. The transcript is spliced from 6 exons. Gene Ontology annotation, cellular component: membrane. The record is from RefSeq and is a predicted model, not a curated record. The coding region runs from base 2083 to 2748 and encodes 221 amino acids. Lineage: Eukaryota; Metazoa; Chordata; Actinopteri; Cypriniformes; Catostomidae.